AUGAGUGGUUCUUGCAUUGGAUAUCUUCUGUUCGCCCCUAUGAGGCAAAUAUUCAGUGCCGAUGCGUCAGUUAGAAAAUUGCCAGUGCCUCUGUAUAUGCCUUUUGAUACGAGUGAUAAUUUGGGCUUUUCUCUUGGCAUGACUUGGGAAGCUAUCAGUUUGUUCUACAUAUGCGGAGUAUCGACAAGCAUACAUCAAUCUUUCAGAGGUAUUAUGGGCAGGCUUAGGGGAGAGCUUAAACUUCUUAAUGAUUCGAUAAAAGCAAUACAUAACAGAGCAUCCAAAAAAUUCAAAAUGAAAGUGAACGAUAUUGAAAAUCUAGAGCCAUAUUUCCAGUCUCUUGUCUACAAGUGCCUAAAGGAAGACAUUGUGCACCAUCAAAUGCUCUUAGAGUAA
Nezara viridula (southern green stink bug) is the source of this 396-nucleotide messenger RNA. Lineage: Eukaryota; Metazoa; Arthropoda; Insecta; Hemiptera; Pentatomidae. The record is from the annotation of a GenBank genome assembly.